Acomys russatus (golden spiny mouse) is the source of this 4726-nucleotide messenger RNA. RefSeq names its product pleckstrin homology, MyTH4 and FERM domain containing H2 (gene Plekhh2). Gene Ontology annotation, biological process: negative regulation of actin filament depolymerization. The record is from RefSeq and is a predicted model, not a curated record. NCBI's taxonomy places the organism in Eukaryota, Metazoa, Chordata, Mammalia, Rodentia, Muridae. Gene Ontology annotation, molecular function: actin binding. Gene Ontology annotation, cellular component: cytoskeleton; cytoplasm.
AAUAUGGCGGACCCCUGUGAGCCAGAAGGACCGGUAGAUUGGAAAGAGCGCUGCGUAGCUUUGGAGGCUCAGCUUAUGAAAUUCCGAGUUCAAGCAAGCAAGAUCCGAGAGCUCCUAGCAGAGAAAAUGCAACAGUUGGAGAGACAGGUGAUCGAUGCAGAACGUCAAGCAGAAAAGGCUUUCCAACAGGUACAAGUUAUGGAAGAGAAACUGAAGGCAGCUAAUAUUCAGACCAGUGAGUCCGAGACGCGGCUCUAUAAGAAGUGCCAAGACCUGGAGUCUGUCAUGCAGGAGAAGGAUGACACGAUUCAGAGCUUGGAGCUGCGGCUUGAAGAGCAGAAACAAAUGCGAAUACAAGAAGCUAAAAUAAUAGAAGAAAAAGCAGCUAAGAUCAAAGAGUGGGUAACAGUUAAGUUAAAUGAGCUGGAAGUGGAGAAUCAGAAGCUUCGGUUCAUCAACCAAAACCAAACUGAGGAGAUACGAGCAAUACAGUCAAAACUGCAAGAGCUCCAAGGGAAGAAGGCACCCUGCGCCUCCACACCAAAGCUUUCGGAAGGGCAGCGCCUGAGCAGUUUGACCUUUGGGUGCUUCUUGUCCCGAGCAAAGAGUCCUCCUCGCGUAGUAAGAUCUGAGGAAAUGAGCAAGACGGCGUCGAAAGAGCCCGAGUUCACGGAAGGGAAAUGCGGAGAAGAGAUGGAAAUUGCAGAGAAGCGUGCUGAUAACCAAGGCCGAGAGAACGGCAGAAGCCAGGGAGAGUUGCAGGAGACCUCUCGCUGCUCAGAACAGAACCGGAAAACGAGAGCAAGCUUUGGAACGGACGGUGGUACAUCCCAGAAUUCCGGGGUUCCAGUAAGUGACUGGAGUUCUGACGAGGAAGAUGGAAGCAAGGGCAGAUCCAAGCCCAGGUGCACUUCCACCCUUUCCAGCCACACGUCCGAGGAGGGCGUGCCGUGUGGCAGGAUGGGCAGCGAAGCUUAUCUCACUGCCUCGGAUGACAGUAGUUCUAUAUUCGAAGAAGAGACUUUCGGCGUUACCAGGCCAGAGCACAAGACGCUGUAUUCUUGGCAGCAGAAGGCUCCGUGGAAAGCUCAGAAUAGCCUUGCAAAGGGGAAUUCUCAGUCGGGAGGAAAAGAGCAAGACAGUUCCUCAGAUGAACUGAAUAAAAAAUUUCAGUCCCAGAGACUGGAUUAUUCAUCCUCAUCAAGCGAGGCCAACACCCCAAGCCCUAUUUUAACCCCAGCUUUAACCCCCAAACACCCUAACUCACUCCCUGGGAAAGGAACACAGUUAGUGCCUUCAGCAUAUCUGCCACCCCCAACGCUAAGGAUCCCCAAUGUUUUCAGUAUAAGCGUGGCGCUCACCAAAAGGCACCUGAGCCAGCCACAGUUAUGUUCGGACCGGAUGUUUGGCACCAACAGGAACGCCAUAAGCAUGAUCCGGCCACUGAGACCUCAGGAAACAGAUCUUGAUGUGGUUGACGGCGACAGCACGGACGUUGUGGAGCCCAUGGACACGGGCUGCGAGGAUGGGUUAUUUUCCUAUGACUCCCUGGAUCCUCCGUUUGCAGAUGACCAGGAGAACAGUGAGCCCACAAAGAAGGCCUCGGGCAGCAAACCGCCUACUCCUCCUCUGCACCGAUUUCCCUCUUGGGAAAGCAGAAUAUAUGCUGUAGCCAAAUCAGGCAUCCGAAUGUCUGAGGCCUUCAAUAUGGAGAAUGCUAAUAAAAAUUCUGCAAACAUACUUUCCUACUCUGCAUCAGGCCUUUAUACGUCUCUGAUAUACAAGAAUAUGACAGCCCCGGUGUACACAGCGCUGAAGGGGAAGGCAACACAAAUAAGUAGCAGCCCUUUCCUGGACGAUUCUUCUGGUUCAGAGGAAGAGGACAGCUCUAGGUCCAGCUCCAGGACGUCGGAGUCAGACACACGCAGCCGCAGUGGGCCCAGCAGCCCCAGAGCCAUGAAGCGAGGCGUGUCUGACUCCUCAGUUGCGUCUGAAAGCGAUUAUGCCAUUCCUCCUGACGCCUAUUGCACCGACGCAGAGUGCUCGCAACCAGAGCAGAAACUCCCCAAAACCUGCUCGUCCUCCAGCGAAAACGGGAAAAAUGAACCACUAGAAAAAUCUGGCUAUCUGCUAAAAAUGAGCGGGAGAGUCAAGACAUGGAAGCGGAGGUGGUUUGUCCUCAAAGGUGGAGAAUUGCUUUACUACAAGUCUCCAAGCGAUGUAAUUCGGAAGCCCCAGGGCCACAUUGAACUUAGUGCAUCCUGCAGUAUUUUAAGGGGAGAUAACAAGCAAACAGUUCAGCUGACCACAGAGAAACACACGUACUAUCUGACUGCAGAUUCUCCCAAUAUAUUGGAAGAAUGGAUUAAGGUGUUACAAAAUGUUCUGCGAGUACAAGCUGCCAACCCUCUUUGCCUGCAGCCGGAGGGCAAACCAACAGCAAAGGGAUUGCUCACCAAGGUGAAACAUGGCUACUCUAAGAGAGUCUGGUGCAAGCUCAUUGGAAAGAUCUUGUAUUAUUUUCGUAGUCAAGAGGACAAGUUUCCUCUAGGUCAGAUCAAACUCUGGGAGGCUAAGGUGGAGGAGGUGGACAGGUCCUGUGACUCAGAUGAAGACUAUGAAGCCAGUGGGCGCUGUCUGUUAUCCACCCAUUACACCAUCGUCAUCCACCCCAAAGACCAAGGCCCAACUUACCUGCUGAUCGGAUCCAAACAUGAGAAGGACACUUGGCUUUAUCAUCUCACUGUUGCGGCUGGAAGUAACAAUGUAAAUGUUGGAUCUGAAUUUGAACAACUGGUUUGCAAGCUGCUAAAUAUAGAGGGAGAGCCUUCCUCCCAGAUAUGGAGACACCCCAUGCUGUGUCACAGCAAAGAAGGGAUCCUGUCCCCUCUGACCACACUGCCUUCAGAAGCUCUGCAGACAGAAGCCAUUAAGUUAUUUAAGACAUGCCAGCUUUUCAUAAACGCUGCGGUCGACUCCCCUGCCAUCGACUACCAUAUCUCUCUAGCUCAGAGCGCUUUGCAGGUCUGCCUGACGCAUCCCGAGCUACAGAAUGAAAUUUGCUGUCAGCUUAUUAAGCAGACCAGACGGAGACAGCCGCAGAAUCAGCCAGGACCACUGCAGGGCUGGCAGCUCUUGGCACUCUGCGUGGGGCUCUUCCUUCCUCACCACCCUUUCCUGUGGCUCCUCCAGCUCCAUCUAAAAAGGAACGCGGACUCCAGGACAGAAUUUGGGAAAUAUGCCAUUUACUGCCAGCGGUGUGUGGAAAGAACGCAACAAAAUGGAGACCGAGAGGCCAGACCCUCGAGGAUGGAGAUCCUCUCCACUCUCCUUCGGAACCCUUACCGUCAUUCGCUGCCCUUCAGCAUUCCCGUGCACUUCAUGAAUGGGGUCUAUCAGGUAGUCGGGUUUGAUGCGUCCACCACAGUGGAAGAAUUCUUGAAUACUUUGAACCAGGACACAGGAAUGAGGAAGCCAGCGCAGUCUGGAUUCGCACUGUUCACUGACGACCCUUCUGGCAGAGACCUCGAGCACUGUCUUCAGGGAAACAUCAAGAUCUGUGACAUUAUUUCUAAAUGGGAACAGGCGUCCAAAGAACAGCAGCCCGGGAAAUGUGAGGGCACAAGAACUGUCCGGCUGACUUACAAAAACAGACUGUAUUUCUCUAUGCAAGCUCGUGGAGAGACCGAUAGAGAGAAGCUGCUGUUGCUGUAUCAGACAAACGAUCAAGUCAUAAAUGGCCUUUUCCCGCUGAACAAAGACCUGGCAUUAGAAAUGGCGGCGCUUUUAGCUCAGGUGGAGAUCGGGGAUUUUGAAAGGCCUUUCUCAACGCCAGCGGGGCACGUGACUAACAAGUGCAAAGCGAACCAAACCCUCAAACAGGUCAUAGAGAAAUUCUACCCUAAAAGGUACCGAGAAGGCUCCUCAGAAGAACAGUUAAGGCAGCUUUACCAGCGACUGUCCACCAGAUGGAUGGCCCUCCGUGGGCACAGUGCUGCAGAUUGCGUGCGCAUUUACUUGACAGUAGCCAGGAAGUGGCCGUUCUUUGGUGCCAAGUUGUUCUUUGCAAAACCCAUAACACCAGCAUCCUUUGGCAACACGUUCGUGUGGCUGGCUGUCCAUGAAAAUGGAUUGAGCAUCCUAGAAUACACCUCCAUGAGGCUGGUGGUCAGCUACGCGUACAAGAGUCUGAUGACCUUUGGAGGCUAUCAAGAUGAUUUUAUGGUAGUCAUUAAUACUCACUCAAAAGACCGGCCGACGGGGAAGUUGCUUUUUACCAUGGCAAAACCCAAGAUUCUUGAAAUCACCCUUCUGAUCGCCAGUUACAUCAACAACUUCUAUCAGCAAAAGGCAGCGCUCCACCACCUCUCGGCGCCCGCACUGCUCUCAACCAGGACUCAGGGACCCCAAGCCAAGGCCAUGGGCAGCCAGCCUCUUCUCUCAAACAGCAGACCCACCAAAGGCCCUACGCUCCUCUGAAAGCUUCUGAGCCUGAACCUCCACUCCUCGUUCUCCACAACGUGGCUGUAUCGGCUGCAAACAAGUGUUUACACACCCGGCCAGCCUGGCGCACACACCAGCACUCCAGACUUUAGCAGUAAAGGGUCGCUCUCUUAUCUGACUCUUAAAUAUUUAAAGAGCAAUAAAACAGAAAUGUGCCAACAUGUUCACUGUGUCUUAGACAGAGUAGGUUAGAAUUUGUUUCUCCCUCCCCACCAUCCUUCUU